Messenger RNA from Pseudocercospora fijiensis CIRAD86, 936 nucleotides. RefSeq lists its product as uncharacterized. The record is from RefSeq and is a predicted model, not a curated record. The coding region runs from base 1 to 936 and encodes 311 amino acids. NCBI's taxonomy places the organism in Eukaryota, Fungi, Ascomycota, Dothideomycetes, Mycosphaerellales, Mycosphaerellaceae. The transcript is spliced from 8 exons.
AUGUGCCAGCACGAGCAGUAUCGGCGCAAGGCAACCUUUGAAGCCGCGAAUGGCUCAUCAUCGGCAUCUCCACAGCGCAAGACACGGCAUGACAUGAUGAUACCGGUAAGCACAGCAAUCCAUGCCUCGGGCCCAGAUCCUCUGUGUCAUCAUAUCAAUGCACCCUCGCACCCACGGCUGCCAAGGCUUCCACGGCUGAUCACAAUCAUGCAUGCAAGUAGAGGCGAGCCUCAUCUGUUCUGGAUGUCUGAUCCUUCUCGACCCAGAAACUACCACAGACGGGCCACUUCCUACAGGCAGGGAAAUGUCGUCCCUGCAGCCCAGCAGAAUGACGAGGAAAGGGUUCACGUCAACUCACAUUGCUGCCCAAACGAUGUUGAUCAUGGCCUGCUCAAAUGGACAAUCAUACAACAAGAGGUGUCAGGCGUGAACUACUGUAUAUCUGCACGAACACGAUCCGACGAAUUCAGGAUCGGCAACGUGACGGGACAGUGCACCGCACCGCACCGCACCAUCGGUAAGAAAAAGACAACUCAGCCCAUCUGCAGCCAGACGAGAACGCCAUCGAAUCCUACAGAAAUGCGUUAUGAUCGAACUCAAUCUCAUGCCUGUCAUACACGAACGAUUGGGUCAAAUUUUCUGACUCGCUCCACGCCACGCCUCCCUCUAUUGAACAAACAUACCAUACAUAUUUUCUCUCACCCACACGGAGGCACAUAUAUCCCGACUGUGUUGCAUGUGUCGUAUUUGCCUGCGCUUCGAAAAUGCAACACGAGAAUCCUUCUAGAGUCUAGACCUUACCUGACUUACAUAUGUACAUCGAUAAAAGUAGUGUAUGUAUCACACCUAUACCUACCUUACUGUACCACAACCUUUCUAUCGCACAAUAUGUAUUAUAUACGCAUCACUACUCCAAAAGCGGAUCAACCCCUAUAG